AUAGCGUUGUCAAGGGAAGGCAUUUACACUACGUAGGCACGUUUUCGGUAGGUAAAGUUUUGCUCUUUUCUGCAAUUGCUGGAACGGAAGCACAAUGGCAGUCGAGAAACUCUAUAUCAGCUACAAUGAAAUCCACCAAGCUAUUGCGGACUGCGUCGACAACCAAGGCGUUUAUGAAAACUUCAAGCCGACUAUGAUUAUCGCUAUCGGCUCUGGCGGAUUCAUCCCUGCUCGCAUGCUGAGGACCUUCCUCAAGGCCAAAUGCGGCAAGUCGCUGCCCAUCCAAACCAUCGGUCUCGUGUUGUACGACGACAACCUAGACAAGUAUGACCCAGAAACAGCUGUCGUACGGAAAACACAGUGGCUCAACUACAGCGCGGGAGAGGGUACGGGCAUCUCCCUACAGGGUCAUCACGUCCUGAUCGUGGACGAGGUGGAUGACACGCGCAAGACCCUGUCGUACGCGGUUUCGGAGCUGUCAAAGGACAUUGAGAAUCAGCGGGCGGAGUACGAAGAGCGGCGGCGGGAGGGGGAGCCGGAGUGGGUGGCUCCGCGACUGGGUGUGUUUGUCGUACACAACAAGAGCAAGCCCAAGAGCGGCCAGCUGCCACCGGAGAUGAUGACGUCCGCGUACUUCAAGUGCAUGGAUGUCCCCGACAACUGGAUUGUCUAUCCCUGGGAUGCUCUCGACAUUGCUUCCCACCAGCGGGCAGCGGAUGCCAAACUUCAGCAACAACAACCCAAGGAGGGUGCGGUACGGAGGGAGAGCAGUGGUGAGGGAGUGGAGAAUGGCGGCUGUGGCAACGGCAGCGGCGAGGAUAACAGCAACGGUGCUUCGGUUUCGGAGCCAGUAGCGGUUGAGGCGGUGGCAACGGUGGCUGCGGAUAAGGACGCGGCAGCGGAAGAGGGGCAGGACGAGGCGGGAGGCGAGCCGGCUGCGAAGAAGGCGCGCGUGGCUGCUGAGGCGGCAGCUGGGGGGCAGUGAUGACUGAUGACUGGAAGGACGGCAGCGACAGCGACAGCAGCAGCAGCUUAGGGGUAGCGAGUGGGGAUAGCAGCACGUAGCAGAGCGUGAUACGGGGCGCAAGAAGGGGAGGGGGAUACGCAAGCAGGGGGGUAGGGUGGUGGCAGCAGCCGAAUCGGCACUAGCACAAAUGGCCGUCGCGUGCUUUGUACAGCAAUGAGGGGAUCAGGGGCAGCAGCAGUGGAAGCUACCAGUACUUGAAUGAUAUGAACCGAUCAGGGAUUGGCAGGCGGGUGUAUGAGAGUGAGGGGCGUUACGUAUGUAACAUUUGCCCGGGAUCCGUUAUUGUAUCCAACUACGUUACCCUGUGUCGUCCUUGCCCUAUGUUGUUCAUGAUCAUCGUAGUAUCGUCGCUGAGCCGUACUUCCUAUCGUUGUCAAUCAGCCGCGUGUGUUCUGCUGUAAGCGUUCUUAGCCCUUCACUGCGUUUUCACAACUUGUUAUGCGUGCGUGUGCAGCAUGUUCGUUGACCGUUUUAUUGUUAACGUGCGCCAAGGGAAGCUAACGGAACCCAAUGUGCAUAUGCGCUGGUGUGCUGGCAGCGAGCGCAAGACGUUGUGGGGACCUUGCAGUAUGGCGGGGUGUGGGCAUAUGGUGUCAGACACGUGGGAGGCGAUGGGAUAACGGUAUGGCAGGGUACGAGCGGCGGCGUCCGGACGUGUGCGGGUCACCCUCUCUACGCCUGGUGAACGACGGAAUCUUAAAUGGCGGGUUGUAUUUGUAGUGUACUAUCCAGAGUGACAUUGCUAGCUACUAACCAACCAUCGCUCGCUCCGAAAUUGUUCGCAACACAUGAUGAGGUGGUGGGUGGUGUCUCGUGCCGUCCUCUGUACGGAACCUAUGUCUUGAUACGAUAAAACAGUAGCUCGUUCUAGUUGACGCAAGGGGCGCACGGUAAAGUUGAGGCUAGUCGUUUUUUGUAGUACAUGGGAGGUACACGGGCUCUGUUGUGUACGCCUUGACACGUACAUGCACUCUGAUGUAUAGCGCCAUGAAUGUGUUACAUGCGACAGUUGCAGCGUGUACGGCACAUAUGAGUAUCGUGCCUUACUAAGGCUUAGCGUCUUGCUACAAAAAUAACCGAUGGACUGCCAUGGGGCGUUCACCUAGUGAAUCGGAAUCGAAGCCAGAAGCGUCAGCAAAGGUUGAAAGUUCUGUGCCGUCGGUCUGAAGGAUCUUGCGACGCGGGAGAGGGGUGAGCCAAGGUUUGACGGUUGGGGAGCACCAUGCAGGAGGUAAUGAGGGCAUUCUGGGGUUUCGGAGCCGUGAGGCCCGUGGGACAGCUGCCGCCUUGCGGUACUGGGUCCGGCUUAGGCUCACACGGGCUCAAUACAUUACUCCUGCCAUGAAAUAAGUUACUCAUAAGUUUGUUAGUGGGGGGCUGGAAUCCUGUAAUGCUCGGGAGGCCGUCAAUGCAGAAAAGAGGUUGGCACCCUUGGCAGGAACAGGUUCAUUCUGGGUACGGCAUCCCUAAGACUUUUGUACUGACUGCAAGCAGUCUGUUUCUACGGCAGCUUUUUCCUUACUCGUAACUGCCAGUUCCGCUCGUCACAAGCAAUCGCCGCAUUGCCCCUGCUGUCGCCGUGCUUUGUCGCCGACUCCUGCUCCUACUGUAGGGGAGUGAUCCCGAAAGAGUUGUCAAUGUGUGUUCCUGCCGAAUAUUGAAUAGAUUGUAAUACCGGUGCCUCCUAAAUCACGAACAGAGAAAAUGUUGUCGGCUGGUCGCGCCCAUCAACAAGUCAGGCAUGUAUGGGCGGCUGUUCCUUGGGCAGGGCAGGCUGGAUGCAGCUGCAAGGAGUCGUUGUGCACUAGCUCCCCCAUUUCGGACGCGCGCGAGGAGUCAGCGUCUUGUCGCUCGGAGUACAGCUCCGAAACAGUACCUCAUGCUUUUCCUCGAGAGGGCGGAGAGCUGCGGACUGAGUCGACCAUUGAUUGCCGGGCAAGCUCGUCAGCUUGCAGCUCCAGCUUCAGUACAGAAACCUCUGUAGGGCAAUGCCGCACCCCAUGGUACUCGGGCAUUACAUCAAUCUUGCGGUCGCCGGCAGCAGCUGUCUCAUCGUCAUCCCUGCCUGGUGGCGCUGUGGGUCUUGCGGUGGCACCGCUGUUUAUCAGCCGGGCGUAUCACCCCUGGUACUAUGGCAGCAAGCUGCGGAACCGGACUAUCCUGUCGACGAUGUCGCUGGAUGAGCUUGAAAGCAUGCUCCGCCAUGAGGGGACCAACCUGGACCACAUCAACCUCGCGGCCUUCCUUCAGCAGCUCCAGCGGGCGGCGGCAGCGGAGGCCACUGCCGCAGCAGCGGGCUCCUCCUCCUCAGCCGCCACGGCUGACCCAGCAGCAACAGGAGCAGCAGGGGCUUCCUCCACCUCUGGGACCCAGGCGGUUGUGGCGGCUGCGGCGACUCGGGCGGUGGAGCGGCGGGCGACGCAGAUUGCUGCGCAGGCGGCUCAGCUGGUGCGCAGGCGGGCCAAGUGGUACGACCCCCGCUAUGCCGCGCUGGUUGUGUCCCGCACCGCCGCGCUGGGCCACACGGACGGACUGCUGCUGCACGACAUGACAGCGCGGGUGGUGGAGAGGCUCAAUGAGGCGUACAGCCGGGACCUCCUACUCCUCCUCCGCGGCCUCUACGCCCACACCCAAAACUCCGCCUCCUACACCUCCAAUGCGGAGGAGCAGCAGCAGCAGCAGGAGUCGAACCGUCGCGGUCGCCGUGCGGCACCCCCGUUGCCGUACAGCGGCCCUCCUGAUGCGCUGGUGGAGGGGGUGCGGGCUUUCCUGCUGGGCAAGGUGCCCACCGGCCGCAUGCCGCCGGAGAACCUGGACGGGCUGCUGCGCUACCUCCGUGCCCUGAGCGGCCGACCCGUGGGUCAGGAGCUGUGCGCCGCGGCAACGGAGGACCUCAACCGCCGCCUGCCCAUCUACGCGCCGGCACCGCUGGCGGGUGUCCUCUCCACCCUCGCCGCGGAGCGCUACCCCCUCCCCGCGCCCCUCCUCUCUGCCGCCGCGGAGCACUUUGCCGCCAACGUGGAGCCGUACGGCAACGGCGCCGCCGCCGCUCGCUUCCUGACUGCCUCCGCCACCCUGCUGCGGCUGCCUGCCGCGGAGGGGGCGCAGGAGGGGGGUGAGGAGGUGGUUUCGGAGUGGCUGGGCGCCCGGAUGGGGCUGCUGACGGCGUGCCUGCAAGUCAUGGCGCGGGACCUGCCGGACACCCCACCUGAGAAGCUGGCGUCAUGGAUGCAGGCCCUAGCGAAGGUGAAGGCGCCUCUCGCCGCCCUCUCCUCCUCCUCCUCCUCUGGUGACGCUGCCGCCGCCGCCGCUGCCGCCUUUGUUCGCGGCCACGCCGCUGCCGUACAGCGCGCCCUCCCCAGCACCCCAGCACUCGCGCCCUCCGCCGCCGCCGCCUCUGGCGCCACUACAGCUACCAGCAGCGGUGCUUCCCCCUCCGCCUCAGCGGUGGUGACCCGGCUUCGGAGCGCGUACGACGCCGUUGGCCUGCCGUACCCCAAGGGGCUGUAAGCCGGGGUGGGUUAAUGAGAGAACAAGGUACAAUGUAGGACGGAGAAACCAACCUGUCGAACCCAUCGAGCCCGAUCCGGGUUGGUUACGGACAAGUAACUAACGAGUUAAAGCUGGUUUGGGGUGGGUGGGUGUAGUGCGUUCCAUAGGGUUUGCUGUUCCCCCCGUGUAGCACCGCUUGGGCUGUCCGCUUGUCUUGGUGAGCUUUGGAUGGCGGAGCAGUGGGGGAGGAGCCUGGGUGCGCAGGGGGCCCAUUGUUGGGUUCUAGGUGCCUGGACGAUGAUCAAUACGAAGGGAAAGGCAUAGCACGGGGCGGGGACAUACGGUCCUGUUAGCGGGACAUUACGCCGUGGCUUCCUUUUCCAUUGUUUGACGCUAUUGGUGCUUUGCGUGGGGAGGAGUUCGCGUUUGCCGUGUCAUUUUCAUUUGGUCCUUCGCCGUCAGGGCCAACUUGAGAUAUGCUCGGAUGCUCGUGGGGUGGUGGUACGCUUUGUGGGUGGUAAACGGAAAAGGGCUAUUAAAGGAACGGCACGAGGGCAGCGGGGGGUACAGAGCUUCCGUGUGUGUGCAUGGGAUGCGUGCCCGCUUGUCCCCCAAAGGACAGACGGAGGGAUGCCAAGGUGAGCAGUACACGGAUCGACGCUUUUGCAAAGAACUAAGCACAAGGGAUUUGGGGUUGGAGGGCGAGGUAGUUGGGAGAGCAUGUUUGGUGCGGAUUACGGGGGCGGCUGCAAGCGCGCGAAGCCGAGGAUGUGGUGACGGAUACCCGAUGCCCCUCAUAAGUGUUCGAUGGGCAGUCGUGACGCGAUGGGGAUGACAUGAGAGGGUUGCGGGUUGCAGUAGGAGGGGAUAAAGGGGAGGGGAUGUGGCAGGGGUAGUAUUGUGGUACCUACAAGAAUCUCUCAGACGCUCCUCGAUGCACACAGCGGCGAUUGUUUCACGGUCCAGUGCAGUAAGGAUAUGCUGGGGACGGACAGCGCCUUAGGAUAACUACAAGCAAUGAGCGACUCAACCCACGGUUGUUUCGUCGGUGUGGUGGGUGUUGCCGUCCCCGCUUUAAGUUUAGUAGCAAGGUUGCGCCGGACCUCUCGGGUUCAUGUGUGCUGAGCUGCAGGUUAAGGGUUCGGACUCCAGGUGUUCCCCCUUUCCUGGCAGUUUGGAGAUGGCUUGCAAGGGGGCACGUAGCCCAACCGAACGUUCCUCACGUGCGUGCUGGUAAUGGUUAUCUUAACGUUAUGUGUAGUGCUCCGCUACCCUUGCCAUGCCAUGCCUUGCUUCCGUUGUCUUGAGCGGGGGCCAAAGACGUGCCAUGCGAUA
Molecule: messenger RNA, 5854 nt
Organism: Astrephomene gubernaculifera
Lineage: Eukaryota; Viridiplantae; Chlorophyta; Chlorophyceae; Chlamydomonadales; Astrephomenaceae
Source: the annotation of a GenBank genome assembly